UGUAUUAACCCCUUAAUAUUUUUUUGUCUUGCUUUUUUUUUCAGAAUGGCUUUGACAAAGCUUCUGAACAACCGCCCUGACACGCCAUAUUUCCGGCCACCCCCACUGCACAUGAAAAUUUUAAAGUCCUGUGACCAGCUAAGGGUCACUAGCUGGGAUUUCAAAGAGGGAACAGCAACACCCCUGAUAACUAAGAAGAACACCAUUGCGGUGUGACAAAGAUCACAAUGUUUGAAGAAUAUGCCUCUAAAGUCCAGCAGGGGGGGUCAUACAUUAUGAGAGGCCAUGAACUCAGGGGCACAGCCCCCCCUUACAACAUCAAUGUCACAGCAAGAACACAGUUUUUUCGGGCACCCACCCUAACUGUGAGGGAAGACCUUGUCAAAGAAGCAGAGGACAUUCUGCAUCCUCCUGCUCCUCUCACCCCACUCAAGAUGAGCUCCACAAAUGGGGGACUCAUGACAGUUCAAGGGGAGGUGGUGGAGUUUUCUGCUGUAAAGAAGGUGCUGUCGGGAAAACAACACGUUCCCCUUAAAAACCUCCAGCUGAAGGAGGAUGGGUUUACCAUGGCAGUCUGCCUCUGGAGGGAGGCAGCUGUUAACAGCGUGAACGUGGGAGACCACAUCAGUCUCUCUCACGUUAAGCAGAAACAGUCCUCAUAUGGAAUACAGCUUCACAGUACAGCAUUUACACAGAUUGAGAGAAAUGUCGAGGACAGUGCUGACAUCAUCAUCAUUGGUGUGGCCACGGCAGAAAUGCCAAACCAGCUGGAGGUGUUGCUGGAGGAUGGAAAGAGCCUGUACAUUCAAAGUGAGCUGUGGAGUCCCUUCGAUAAAGAACUGGAGGAGGCAGUAAUCAAAGUUACUGUUAAAAUAAACGGAAAGCAAAUUGUACAUAUUCAAAAAUAUCAGUGCGAAUAAUUUAAAGAAA
Oreochromis aureus is the source of this 930-nucleotide messenger RNA. RefSeq lists its product as uncharacterized. Bases 228 to 920 code for a protein of 230 amino acids. The transcript is spliced from 4 exons. NCBI's taxonomy places the organism in Eukaryota, Metazoa, Chordata, Actinopteri, Cichliformes, Cichlidae. The record is from RefSeq and is a predicted model, not a curated record.